GUUUUUUUGCAUUCCAGUAGCUCUUUCUCCUGCCGACAUGGAUCCACAUGGGCCUGGAGGACCAGGUUGGGGAGGCCCUGGAGGCCCCGGAGGCCCUGGAGGGUGGAGUCCAGUUCCUCCUGGUGGUCCUGGAGGCCCUGGAGGGUGGAGUCCACUUCCUCCUGGAGGUCCUGGAGGCCCUGGAGCUGGAGGCCCUGGAGGUUGGAGUCCAGUUCCUCCUGGAGGGCCUGGAGGCCCGGGUGGUCCUGGUUCUGGGGGGCCUGGAUUUGGUGGCUUCUUCGGGUCAUGCUUCUACCUGCUCUGUUGCUGCUGCCUACUCCAAGAUUGCUGUGGCCCGUUCUUCGGACCCCCAGGCCCAGGCGGCCCAACGCCGCCCUUCUGAGUUCUGGCAGCACGCCAAUCGCCAAACAUAUCCACCGCGACAAAUAAUGCACUGGGGUUACAGUUAUUAGCAAAAGCAUUCACUAAAGGAAUCACUUGGUGAACAUUUUUGCUGCUGGAAGUGUCUCUUGCUGCAGUAUAAAUUAUA
Messenger RNA from Lolium perenne, 529 nucleotides. RefSeq lists its product as uncharacterized. Lineage: Eukaryota; Viridiplantae; Streptophyta; Magnoliopsida; Poales; Poaceae. The record is from RefSeq and is a predicted model, not a curated record.